This is a messenger RNA of Osmia bicornis bicornis, 1754 nucleotides long. RefSeq lists its product as uncharacterized. Bases 174 to 1550 code for a protein of 458 amino acids. Gene Ontology annotation, biological process: iron ion transport; intracellular iron ion homeostasis. The transcript is spliced from 7 exons. Gene Ontology annotation, cellular component: cytoplasm. The record is from RefSeq and is a predicted model, not a curated record. NCBI's taxonomy places the organism in Eukaryota, Metazoa, Arthropoda, Insecta, Hymenoptera, Megachilidae. Gene Ontology annotation, molecular function: ferric iron binding; ferrous iron binding.
GCGCUACUAUUCCGUAUUAACCGUCUAUACUUGGUGCAGUAUGUUUUGAAAGAGCAAGAGGUACUCAUGGUUCUCUCGUGUGCAUUGUAAAUUAACACGAGACUAGUGUCACUCAUUUCUUUGGUGCAUUUUUGUGUUUCAUUUUAUCAGAGUACAUCUUGACACAGGACAUCAUGAGUUUGGUCAGACAAAAUUUUCACGACGAUUGCGAGCAAGCCCUCAACAGGCAAAUCAAUUUGGAACUGUAUGCAAGUUACGUCUACCUGUCUAUGGCUUAUUAUUUCGACAGAAGUGAUGUCGCUCUGCCAGGUCUUCACAAAUAUUUUAAAAAAUCAUCAGACGACGAAAGAGAACACGCUAUGAAAUUUAUGAAUUAUCAGAACAAAAGAGGUGGCUGCAUUAUUUUGACAGAUAUCGAAAGUCCGUCAAAGAAUGACUGGCUUUCAGCUAAAGAUGCCAUGUCAGAAGCAUUAGAUCUGGAGAAGAGAGUUAACGAGAGUCUCUUGGAGUUACAUGCUCUUGCAUCAUCUCACAAUGAUCCGAACUUCUUAGAUUUCUUGGAAACGGAAUAUUUACAAGAACAAGUGGACUCCAUCAAGGAAAUUGCCGAUCAUGUUACGAAUUUGGAACGAGUUGGCGAAGGACUUGGAAUAUACAUUUUCGACAGAGAAUUCAAAGAACAUCUAAAUCGUUUUGUAAUUAACAGAGUUAUUUAUAGAACAUGUAUACAAAUUGUAAGUAAACUAAAAGCAAACAUGUUGAGGUCAUUCUACUGUAGAAUCAUUCUUGGCAACAUAUCGCACCCACGUUUUCGGCAAUCAUACAACACAAAAACAUGUAAAUCACAGUAUUCGCUCCAUUGGCAUAAAUUUGACAAACAAAAAUGUCAACUUUUGUCAUCGAGUACGGGCAAAACGUCCGAACAAUUUUGCAUCGAUAAACCGAUGAAAUGGCCAAGUGGAAAACCAGCAAAUUAUAAAUUUCACGAGGAUACCGAGAAUGUUCUAAACGAACAAAUAAACUCUGAAUUAAAAGCUUUUUAUUACUAUCUGUCUAUGGCUGCAUACUUCGGACGCGCUGAUGUAGCGUUACCCGGUUGUGAAUCAUUUUUCAUUCAAAUGCAUCACGAAGAACAUGAACAUGCUCUCAGGUUUCUAAAUUAUGUUCAAAUGCGCGGGGGACGUGUACAUUUAUGUCCGGUACUGCCCCCCACUGACCAAGAUUGGAAAUGUCCUCUGCACGCAUUUAAAAAAGCAUUGGAAUUAGAGAUUGAAGUAACAGAAAAACUGGUAGCGGUAAAUACUGUGGCGGAGAAACAUGGCGAUUUAAAUGCAAGUGAUUUUAUUGUUACCGGUUUUAUGGAAGACCAAAUGAAAAGCGUGAAUGAAAUGGGAAGAUUCGUGGCUGUCUUGUCUGGAAUUGGUGAUCAGGCGUUGGCACGUUUUAUGUUUGAUAAAGAUUUACUCGACAGUCACGUUGUACCGAAAUUUAAUGUAAUCCGCACCAAAUUUCAUACAAACAAAACAAGUAACACUUCCGUUUCCAUGUAAAAUUACGCGGGAACGCGUAAUCGUUUAGUAACGUAUGUGAACCGCAGUUUACCAGAGUCCAUAACUGUGACGCUCAGGUUGGAAGGUGGUGGGGGAACGCUGCGAGCUCUCCGCUAAUCGCUUUCUACUUCGUUUGGGAGUAUCGCCAAUCAGGGCGAAGAUGCGCACGAAAGAACGAAAUCUGGUCUUUUCGCAGUUAUGGAC